AUGGAGUUGCCAACGCACCAGCCGCCCGUCGACGACGACACCGAUGAAGAGCUUUCUGAUGAGCAAAUUCGGGACCUGCUCAAUGAGGCGGCCGUCCGCAUGCGCGCAGAGGCAGCUCAACCUGCCGUCAAAACGGACGCUCCGUUUAGGUUGCCGAAGCUGCAGCCUGGUCAAAUCGCCAAUACUUACGAAAAGACUGACGGCAAUAUCACGCGUCUAGAUCAUUCCAAGCUUGUCGACAAGACGCAACAGGCUCUGGCUAAUGGCAUCAAGAAGAUUGAGGAUCCGCUCCAAAUCAAGAAGCAGGAGCAAGAGGAGAAGAAAGCAAACGCUGGCGCACAAUGGUUCAACAUGCCCAAGACCGAUCUCACCCCAGAAUUGCGCCGAGACCUGCAGCUCUUGAAGAUGAGGAGUGUCCUUGACCCGAAGCGUCACUACAAAAAGGAUAACUCGAAGAACGACGUUCCCGCAUUUUCUCAAGUUGGCACCGUUAUCGAAGGCCCAACAGAGUUCUUCAGCAGUCGUCUAAAGAACAAGGAGCGCAAACAGACUAUGCUAGAGGAGGUUAUCGCCCAGGAGCAAGACAGUGGCCGCUUCAACCGCAAGUACCAGGAUAUUCAGACGACCAAGUCAAGCGGAAAGAAGGCCUAUUACAAUGCGCUCAAAGCCAAGCGAAGCAAAGGCAAGGUGGUAAAACCUUGA
This is a messenger RNA of Pyrenophora tritici-repentis Pt-1C-BFP, 702 nucleotides long. RefSeq names its product rRNA-processing protein FCF2. Gene Ontology annotation, biological process: RNA processing. Gene Ontology annotation, molecular function: RNA binding. The record is from RefSeq and is a predicted model, not a curated record. Lineage: Eukaryota; Fungi; Ascomycota; Dothideomycetes; Pleosporales; Pleosporaceae. Gene Ontology annotation, cellular component: nucleolus.